AUGGAGCCAACCGAACCAGUAUCCGAUGUUCUGGAGGCAAAACUUGAGCCAACGGAAUAUCUUCCCUCUUUUGAAGGAGACACGAAACUACCUCUCGUUGAGAAUACGGAGGUUGAAGAAACUCCGGAAGAGGCCGAAGAACGUCUGAAACUUCGUGAAGCAAUCAGGCGAGCUCUGGAUGACCAGACAAGCAUAUUAUAUGAACAAUAUGCAAGAGAACAACAUCCCAAAGAUCCGCAGAAAGUAAACACUUUACCAAACUGA
Messenger RNA from Echinostoma caproni, 264 nucleotides. The record is from the annotation of a GenBank genome assembly. Lineage: Eukaryota; Metazoa; Platyhelminthes; Trematoda; Plagiorchiida; Echinostomatidae.